GAUCAUUCUAUCACUCCCACGUUCUGAUGGACACCAGGCCAGACUGUCAACAUGUCGCAUCCGCCAUUGUCGAUCUGGCAACAGGAAUACGCUCUCGACCACGAUGACAUUCAGCAGGCGACCUUUGUCCUCGACAUCCCGGUCAUCGCCGACGUACAAGAUUGGACAGGUUGGGCUUGGCUUCGGUCGAGUGCAACAUGGAUCGAAGUAGAACCCGUCGAGUUGGCCCGGCUGGACGGGGACAAACAGUGCUACCUGUUGCUCCUCCGAUCAAAGGGGGACCUUGCGCAUCAGAUCGCCAUUUACCCUGUCAGCUCGACCUCAGCUCAUGGUACUCUCCGUGAGAGCUCCAAUGACCACGGAACCAUCUCCAAGCUCAGACUACAUGCGAGAAGAGUGACCUCCGAGAAGAAUCCCGGCUCUUCGCUCGUCGUCGCGGUAUCGAGCAAAGAUAAAGGAGGAUCGGGUUCGGCUGCUCAGCCUUGGCGGCUCAUUCAGAGAUGCGUCGAGAUAGGUCGGCAAUGGGCGCAUAAGUUGGAAGGUCGGACUUAUGAGCCAACCGCUCCCGAAGAAGUGGUCUCUCAUGGUCCCCUGGAAAAUCUGAGUUUCUGCACGUGGAACAGCUUGGGCGAAACUACCCGUCCGACCAUCCAAAACCUCACCUCCCUCUGCCAAUCACUCCACUCCUCCCAAAUCCCCAUCAAAUCCUUCCUCAUCGAUGCCGGUUGGCAAUCCAUAAACUCUUACCCGGACACGGGAAACGUAGGGGCGGACACGAUUCAACGCAAGUUACUCGCUUUCGAGCCGUAUGAUGGGUUAGGGGGUUCGUUGGAGGAAGUGGUGGGGAUGAUCAAGAAGGAGUUGCCUUGUGUGAAGGAUGUUGGGGUGUGGAUGACUCUACAAGGAUUCUGGCAAGCCAUCGACCCCACCUCCCCUCUAGUCGCCAAGUACGGCUGUCUCCCUUACCCAAUCUCACGGGAAGGUCUCCCUGGGAUCCCCAACGAACCGGGUUCGAUAUCGUACAUCGACCCCAACCCUGAUCUUCCUGAUUCUUCGAAGGUCUGGUACCUCCCUCCACCUUCCCGGGCAUACGAAUUCUGGUCAGACUGGUUAUCUUACCUGAAGACUGAGGGUAUCUCUUGGAUCAAGGUGGAUAAUCAGGCGAGCAUGUCUAUCCUCGAUGGGAUGGAGGGGGCGGAAUGUGGGAAGGCGAUGUGGGAAGGGAUGGUGCGAGCUGCCGAGGAGGUUUUUGGGCCCGGGAGGGUUCUGCAUUGUAUGAGUCAUUCGGAAAGGAUGUUCAAUGGGGAUAUCGGAUUGGGUCUAGCUACGAACGGCAGAAAGAUCGUCAUGCGGAACACCGACGACUACGGCCGACUCUGGCUCUCGAACCCGCACCAAGACCAUAUCUUUCAAAACCUCUACACUUCGCUUCUCACCUCACACCUCCACGUGAUCACGGACGGGGACAUGUUCAUGUCCUCAUCCGAAGCCCCGGUCUUUCACGCCAUCCUUCGAGCUAUGAUGCCGGGUCCGGUACUGUUGACGGACAAACAGGGACAACACGAUCCGGUCCUGAUCAACCGGUUCGUCGGCCAGACUCGGAGCGGCGAGCAGGUGAUCUUGAAGACGAAUGAUCCGGUCCGACCAGUCCAGAACCGAUUGUUCGAUAGAAAUUGCCGGGAGGGGGGUCGAGGUCGAGCCUUGGUCGUUUCGGUCUACCUACCCCGCAUGAAGAGCUCGAUCAUCGGGUGUUGGAACGUCCGGGAGAACCACAUCGGUAACAGGGUCGACGACUGGCUCACAGGGCAAGACUUACGCGAUGCCUUCCCGGACGCACUAUCGGCUGAGGAAUACAUGGUGUACAAGCCUGGUUACUGUUCCGAUUCCGCUUGGGCGGUAUGGACCCCCAACGAGACGAAGGAUGAUGGGCAGGUCAUGCAUAUCACCUUGAAUCAUCUGGCUGCGGAGACGGUCUUGGUAAUGCCCAUCCACUCGGCUGAAGUUGCUGUUGGUGACGAGAGAGACCCUCAGAAGGUCAAGGUCGAGGUCAAGGUAGCGGUAUGCGGUCUCGUAGACAAGUUUGCUGGGCUCGUCGGGGUAUCAGGGACGUCCCUGUCUUUCGAAAAUGGCCGGACGAAGCUCUCCUGCCAAGUAAAAUGUACAGGCACCUUUGGGGUGUUCGUCCAGCAACCUCCCGAACUCCCAGGCCCAAUCGUCCUGGUUGACGACAUGCCCAUCGAAUUCGACCGACGAGAAAUUUCGGGACCGGGGCUGGGAGAGGGAUGGUAUAUGUAUACGCUUCCCAUCGAGCGCAUCAGUGACGUCCAGCUUGAGGUUGAGGACCCUCGUCAAGAUAGCCUGGGAGGCAAUCAGGAUGGGAAGGAUGUCAUUGGAGAAGAUGACGGCUGGGAGGUCACCCUCGAAUGGCAUGCGCAUGUAUAGCUUCGCGUGGUUUCGGGAGCAAUUUCUGAAUCCGGACAUCGGUCGGCGAUCGACUUGGAUGACUUGCUGGUUCAUGUACAAGAUCCUCUCUCGCUUCUCGUCCUUGUAACUCUGU
Molecule: messenger RNA, 2557 nt
Organism: Filobasidium floriforme
Lineage: Eukaryota; Fungi; Basidiomycota; Tremellomycetes; Filobasidiales; Filobasidiaceae
Product: raffinose synthase or seed imbibition protein Sip1-domain-containing protein
Exons: 7
Coding region: 52-2442 (796 amino acids)
Source: RefSeq, a predicted model, not a curated record